Molecule: messenger RNA, 1089 nt
Organism: Closterium sp. Naga37s-1
Lineage: Eukaryota; Viridiplantae; Streptophyta; Zygnematophyceae; Desmidiales; Closteriaceae
Source: the annotation of a GenBank genome assembly
AUGUCGAUCCGCAACCGCACGGCAACCACCUGCAUCUAUGGGACUAGCUUCAUACCAACCUUCCCGCACGUAGGCGGAUUCUUCAGCAGAAUAGAGAUACCAUUGGAGAACCAUGACCGCAUACAUGCCCGUGAACGGAUUUCGUCGCGCUUCGGCUUCCUCUGCGUCUGCUCCACUGCCACAUCACUCUCGCGCGCUUCCCGCCCCUCGUCUGCCCCACCACGCGACUUGUUUCACCGGAGCUCCGCGCGGAACCCCUCUGACGGCAUCCCUCCCCGCCGCUCCGCCAUUCGCGCUGCUGGCGGCCGGCACCGGGCCCCAGAGCGCUGCCAUGCGCGGCGUGGCGGCGUUCCUCCGCGGCUUCCUCGAUUCCGCGCUGCCGCUGCUCGCCCUGCUCGCGCUGCUCUCCGCGUUCCUCCGCUUCCUCCCCCCCCAACCCUCCGUAAGAGCUCCCGCGCCCCGUCCCUCUCCUCCCUGAGCAUGAGCUCCCCUCGCCGUUCCCCUCUAAGCAUGUUCCGCGCCCUGUCGUCCACCCGCACUGUCGUCCACCCGCCCUGUCGUCCACACGCGCUGCGUCCUGCACCUCCCCUGUCCAACGGCCCCCCUGUGCUCCUCUGGCAACAGGAGGAGGUGGGGCGGUGGGAGGAGGCGCAGGAGCAGAGCGCCGAUGCCGCCACCACCAUGCUGCUCGCCGCGCUCCGACGACUCAAGUCGGAGCCACAGAGGCAGCGCCUGGAGAGAGGCCUGCCGGGGUGCAUCCUGUAUGCAGAUGACCGCCGCCUGAGUGCAUCAUCGCUAAGAGCUGCUGGCAGUGACUCGUUUGAAGCGCAUGGGCGCGAGUUCCCCUACUGGCUCGCCACCAAGCUCAUCAACCGCGCGUAUGCGCAGCGCCAUGGGUACCGCUUCGUAGAAAUGGGCGAGGCGGACAAGGAGCCAGGCAGACACCCCUCGUGGUUCAAGGUGCGCUUCCUGCAGCGCCAGCUGUCCUGCUGCUGCGAGUGGGCAUUUUCCCUCGACUCAGACGCCUACUUCCGAAUGGACAACCACCGCCUGUCCGUUCAGAGCUGGGUAGACCGCCUCACGCUGCUG